GUUGAUGCUAAUGUAUUGGAACAAGACAUCGAUCCUUCAGCAGAACACAUGGCUAUUCCAACGACUGCUGGGGUCGAUAUUGGUUUAAUUGUGGCUCAUACUUGAAAGUUUCCCACAAGAUUGAUUGAAAAGUUGUUGACAAAGACUAAGAAUUUGGAUAUAAGUACCAAAAAUAUUGUGUUACUUUUCAAAUGUGAUCGUAAGAAAUUAAAAAUAACUCUGUAGACUGUUGCUAGUACGCAGAUUAGACAUUAGAAUUUAUAAUCAGGAUCAAUAAGUCUGCAGUCUAGAUGUGAAAAACCUCGAGAAGAUUAGACCGCCAUUUUGAAGAAAAUGAGGCGGUGGUCAAAAUUAAACUUCUUGGAUUAUUAAAUAAACAAAAACUAGAGCAAAAAGGAAAAUUUUAAGCAAUUUCAAAAAAUGGGGACCGUACUAUCUUUUUCACCAAGGCCGAGGAAGCCUUUGUACGAGGAAAUUAAUCUAAAUAACUUUAAUUAUGAAAUUCUCAACAACACAAAAAACCAGACGAACAAUAACAAGGAUGUGAAAGAUAAAAGUUUCAAAAGACAUACGAUAUUUCUAAGCGGACUAAGUUGGAAGAAAUUCACGGUAAAUGGAAGUAAAAAGAAAGAUAAAAAUAUAUUCAAACAUUCCGCGGUUGGGUGUUUGCCGGGAAAAGUCGACAACAACUGCAACAUUGAAAACAUAAAUAUCAACAAGAAUAUACAGAAGUCCGUCUCCUGUUAUAAUCUAAAGGCGCCGGAAACACAGCUUCAAAACCUAAGAUUGAACAAUAAUGACGUUAAUGUAAAUAACAAUAUCAACAAUAACCUGAAAAGUAUAAAUGGAGUCGGUAAACCAGAAAUUCAGUUAGUGAAAAAAGUUGACAAAAGCACAAGCCCCAGGAAGACCGUGAUCCAAGCGUCUACGUCCGAGUUAUUGAAGAGCUUAGGCGAGUUUUUGUACCGACGUUGUAAAAAAUUAAAGCAUUUUGAAGGUAUGGAUGCGAUUGUAUGGCUACGCACUGUAGAUCGCUCCCUUCUUCUUCAAGGUUGGCAAGACAUUGCUUUCGUUAAUCCGGCAAACGUUGUGUUUGUUUAUAUGUUGGUGCGAGAUAUGGUCUCAACUGAAAUGGAUGAUGAAAAUGAGCUACAAGCGACGGUUUUAACCUGUCUAUAUCUAUCCUACAGCUACAUGGGGAACGAAAUCAGCUACCCUCUCAAACCAUUCCUAGUAGAGGACAAUAGAGACAUUUUCUGGGAUAGAUGUUUACAGAUAAUAAACACACAGAGCGGAAAUAUGUUGAAAAUAAACAGCGAUCCAAGUUUUUUCACGGAAGUGUUCACAGAACUGAAAAGUUAUUCCCCACUUAUAUGCUAGCUGGCAUAUACUAAGAAGGAUUUUACCGGUGGAAAAAAUGACAUGAGACAGUUUACAAAGACCUCUAGCAUUACUAAACUUUAUUCCUGUUUACACGUGCAUGUUACUUAGAAAUGUUACAAUAAAAAAUCUUGAACGUGAUUUCAAACGUUUUCGUGCCAAUACAUGUAUAUUUGUUGUGAUAGAUUUACAACAGUUUUCAUUUUUACAUGAUUUCAUCUUUUUCUAUGGAAGGUAGACUGCGUCAAAAUUGUUGCUUUUCUUCAUAUCUUGUACUUUAUUGUUGAGGUAUAUGUGUCGCUAUCACGUGAAUUUAAAGCAUUAUGUGAAUUUUAGAUAUGGUCGUACGAACAUAGUGAUAUUUUAGAUAAGCUCUGUACAUUGUAGCUAUUCAUUGUUACCAAAAUUAAUUACUUUUUAACUGUAGUCUAUGCGUAAGAUAUCAAAGAGUAUUGAUAGAUCUAAAAUAUGUACCUCACUAAAAAAAAGAAAAAUAUAAUAAAAGGAGGUUAUCAUUCUUUAAUUCAAUACCCGGUAUUUCUACUAGUAAACAAUGUGUGUUAAGCUUACAGACAUUUCAAUUAAUUUACCCUUUCAUAUGUCUCUAUUUAGAGGUUUACAAAGAACAUGCAGCUUUGUACCUAAUAUCGUGGUGUGUUUCCCCAGUGUUAUCAAGUUCAUAUUAGCUGUGGUCUUUCAUCGAUCCAUGCUCAUUUAUUAUCUAUAUUAUUGCUCGUAGAGCCGUGUAUGGCACUGUUAGAAUGUACACUAAUGCGAUAAAUCAACCAUCAAUGACUAAUCAACGAUCGAUUCGGGAAUGAAACAUUCAUGAACAGCUGGUAUUUGUAUCGAUUGAUUUUCUUAUUAUCAUAGGGUCUGUUUGAAUCGUGCUUUAAGCAAAUUGUCAUUAAAUGCGACAUGUUUCAGACUUUGAAAUGAAUUUGAUAUCUGGUUUUUUCUCAAACUGCAUUUUAAAACAUAACUUUUAAUAAACAAGUGAAAUGUUGGUAAAAAUAACAUAACUUAAAGUGAUUCUGUUCCAGAAAGGAAAUUUAUUUGCAUAGAUUAUUUGUCAAUGCUUGUGAAUGAAAUACGAAGUGAAAAAUUAAAGUUAAAUACAUGUAAAUAAUCAAUAAAGCUCUGAUAGACUUUUUAUUUUUCAAAUGACGAUUGACAAUGUUGAAUUUGUUCAGAUAAGUGGUUUGCAGAUGAGAUUUUUUUGUGGGAUUUUGUGCAAUAUGAUAGAAUCAUUUUUUUGUAACAAAUGCUUACAUGUUAUGUUGUUAUGUGUACAUGUAUGGUCAGUACUGACCUAAAAUCUGUAGAUAUAUAGAACCUUCUUUCCAUUCUUUCAAUCUUUGAAAAAUAAGGGUUUGUGUUUCUUUUCGCGACUUUCGAAAUAUAAACGUGUGUGCGAAAAGGAAUGUUUUCGAUGUAUUGAAUCCAUGAACAUAUUUGUCCGUGGAUCGGUCGGAAUUAAUUGUACAUAACAAUACUAGUAAUAAUCAUUUUGUGUUUGACAUUGUUGAAAUCAUUUAAUAGGAUCAAAAUGUAUCUAUUUCUAGUCAAAGGAGACCUUUUUGUAUCGGCACUAAUCAUUUGAAUACCUUAGAAACAUAGAAGAUAUUCAGUAAAUUGAAAGGUUUUUAAAUGUUAGUAAUACUUUCAUUACAAUAACGUUUAGGUAAGAGUUUAAACAAUAAAAGUAAAUCUAAAUAAUAAAAUAAGUUUAAGAGCUGUCGAUUUGUUCUCUGUGUGUCUUGACUGUUCUUAAGGCCAAGGACCCAUUUAACUCGGAAUAGGUAUACAUUUUUAGGAAUCUGGCGCUGGAUCUACCUCGAUUGGAAAGGUGCAAUGUACGCAUUUUAAUAACUAUAUAUAUAUGGGUCGAUUUCUGUGACAAGAGUGCAAAAUUUUGUAUUUUGUUUAUUUUAGUAAGUCAAAAUUUGACGGGCUUCUGUAAAAUAUUAGUUUAUUCAAAUAUAUUCCACUUGGCUAUAAGCCUACGGUGGCACACAUAUACAUAAUAUAAACGAACAGUGGUGAUAUAUGGGGAAGUAAAUAUAUAUGCGAAAAAAAUGUUUCCGUGAAUACCUAACAAACUUAAUGCAACGCAAUAAGCAUUCCAUCCAGAAAUCCUCGCGUAAUCGAUUAUCGUACUUUUAACGGAAAUCACCGAAAAGCAACGGGCGUUCUUUAGCUAUGAUUAAAAUUAGAUUCAAAAUAUAUUCAUGCAGUUAGUAAAAAUAUACUGCUAGCUGUCUUGAAAAAAAAAAGAGUUUAAUUUAUUCCAGUCUAAUAUUUUACGGAAAAGCGUACUUGCGUAACUUUGUUCAUCGAAAGUAUUGAAUGUUCUACAAUUUAUUGUCUAUAGAUUCUAAUUGUUUUUUUUUUAACAUUUUCUAUUGUAAAUUAUUUAUGCUGUUAAAAUGUUAGUUAAUGUUAACGAAAUCAGUUUAACUAAUGGCUGAGGCACUACUCUGCCAUAUUUGCUAUUAAUUGUAUAACGCCACAGUCAAUUGUUGAAAUAAAUGUAGAACAUUGAA
This is a messenger RNA of Mercenaria mercenaria, 3926 nucleotides long. Its product is annotated as cyclin-dependent kinase 5 activator 1-like. The transcript has a single exon. Bases 421 to 1380 code for a protein of 319 amino acids. Gene Ontology annotation, cellular component: cytoplasm; protein kinase 5 complex. NCBI's taxonomy places the organism in Eukaryota, Metazoa, Mollusca, Bivalvia, Venerida, Veneridae. The record is from RefSeq and is a predicted model, not a curated record. Gene Ontology annotation, biological process: activation of protein kinase activity; positive regulation of cyclin-dependent protein serine/threonine kinase activity. Gene Ontology annotation, molecular function: cyclin-dependent protein serine/threonine kinase activator activity; protein kinase binding.